This is a messenger RNA of Setaria italica (foxtail millet), 2484 nucleotides long. RefSeq names its product protein IQ-DOMAIN 14. The coding region runs from base 761 to 2182 and encodes 473 amino acids. Gene Ontology annotation, molecular function: protein binding. NCBI's taxonomy places the organism in Eukaryota, Viridiplantae, Streptophyta, Magnoliopsida, Poales, Poaceae. The transcript has 4 exons. The record is from RefSeq and is a predicted model, not a curated record.
CCUGAUCGAUGCACUGAUCUGCGGCGGCAACCACCCCUGCAGGCUGCAGCCAGCAGCAUGCAUGCCAUGCCUUUUCUCCCCUUCCCUUCGUCCCUCCCGUCCCGUCCGUCCUCGCCUAUUUAAGCAAGCCUUUUCGCCAUCGCCUUUCCGCCAUGAAUUGCAAGCCUACGCGGCUGGUGUAGUGCGCUAGCUCCUGCUCCGUCCGCCUGCACCUCCAUGCAUGCCGCGCUGCGCCGGUAGUAGUGCACCACCCAGUACAACCGUAAAGCUCAUCACAGCUCUGGGUCGCGUCUCCGGCCCGCCGUGACGUACGUACGAGAUCGACGUCCGUGCGCGCGGGAUCCUCCGCCUCCGAUCCGGCUUUGCCGUUGGCAGGCGCAGGGGCUACCGCCUACAGGGCCACUGGCCUGUAGCGUAGCCUUUUUGCCGUGCACAGAUAGGUGUGGCUGGGAUCCGAUCGUGCUCGUCAGCAGUCAGCUCUCGUGCAUGGAGGAGAUGCUGCUGCAGCUGCAGUAGUGGGGGGUGGUAGUGGCCGCCAGCCUCCGAUCCGCCUGCAGGUCAAGGCGCCGCGCCGCUCACGGGGGUUGAAGGGGCGCGCAGCUGGCUGGUGGUCGCAGCAGGCAGUUGAAAAGCUCCCCCAGCAGAAGCGCCGGGUGAGGUGGGGGUUGAUUCCGAUAUCGCGAGCACCAGCAAGCUAGCCGCCGGCGAGCUCCUUCGUCUUCAUCUCGAGCGCCAGCGCCCCGAGCUGCCAGGUCCGGCGAUGGGCAAGGCGGCGCGGUGGUUCCGCAGCUUCCUGGGCAAGAAGGAGCAGGCCAGUAAAGACCAGAGGCGGCAGCAGGACCAGCCGCCGCCCCCGCCGGCCACCGCCAAGCGCUGGAGCUUCGGCAAGUCCUCCCGGGACUCGGCGGAGGCCGCCGCGGCCGCGGCCGCGGGCGCCGUGUCGGCCGGCUCGGGCAACGCGGCGAUCGCGCGCGCGGCGGAGGCCGCGUGGCUCAGGUCCGCGGCCUACGACGAGACGAACAGGGAGCGGGAGCAGAGCAAGCACGCCAUCGCCGUGGCCGCGGCCACUGCGGCGGCGGCGGACGCGGCGGUGGCCGCGGCCCAGGCGGCCGUCGCCGUCGUGCGGCUCACCAGCAAGGGCCGCGCCGCGCCCACCCUCGCCACCGCCGCCGGCGGCCGCGCCGCUGCCGCCGUCAGGAUCCAGACGGCGUUCCGAGGAUUCUUGGCGAAGAAGGCGUUGCGCGCGCUCAAGGCGCUUGUGAAGCUGCAGGCGCUGGUGCGGGGCUACCUCGUGCGCAGGCAGGCGGCCGCCACGCUCCACAGCAUGCAGGCCCUCGUCCGCGCUCAGGCCACCGUGCGCGCGCACCGCGCCGGCGUCCCAGUCGUCUUCCCGCACCUCCACCACCCGCCCGUCCGGCCGCGCUACUCGCUGCAAGAGCGGUACGCCGACGACACGCGGAGCGAGCACGGCGCGCCGGCGUACGGCAGCCGGCGGAUGUCGGCGAGCGUCGAGUCCUCGUCGUACGCGUACGACCGGAGCCCCAAGAUCGUGGAGGUGGACCCGGGGCGGCCCAAGUCGCGCUCAUCCUCGCGUCGCGCGAGCUCCCCGCUGGUCGACGCCGGCAGCAGCGGUGGCGAGGAGUGGUGCGCUAACUCCGCGUGCUCGCCGCUGCCGUGCUACCUGUCCGGCGGCCCGCCGCAGCCGCCGCGCAUCGCCGUGCCAACCUCGCGCCAGUUCCCGGACUACGACUGGUGCGCGCUGGAGAAGGCGCGGCCGGCGACGGCGCAGAACACGCCGCGGUACCUGCACGUGCACGCGCACGCGCCGGCCACCCCGACCAAGUCCGUGGCGGGCUACUCGCCGUCGCUCAACGGCUGCCGGAACUACAUGUCGAGCACGCAGGCUUCGGAGGCGAAGGUGCGGUCGCAGAGCGCGCCGAAGCAGCGGCCGGAGCUCGCCUGCGGCGGCGGCGCUCGGAAGCGGGUGCCGCUGAGCGAGGUGGUGGUGGUGGAGUCGUCCCGCGCGAGCCUGAGCGGCGUCGUCGGCAUGCAGCGCGGGUGCGGCGGCCGCGCGCACGAGGCGUUCAGCUUCAAGUCCGCCGUCGUCGGCCGCAUCGACCGCACGCUGGAGGUGGCCGGCGUCGAGAACGACCGCCUGGCGUUCCUGCAGAGGAGGUGGUGACGGCUCCUCUCCAUUGGGAAUGCCAGCGAGACGACGAGAGCCUCGGGGGAGUAAUUAGCAAUAAGAACGCGUUUUCAUGUGUUCUUGCGAGUUCUCGUCCUUUUUUCAUUCUUCUUGCUGUUGUUGUUUUGCAAUGUGAUCAAUCAUGCGACGUGUGUUCUUUCCUUUUCUUUUCUUUUUUGUGUUUAUUUGCGGCAAACAAGUGUAUGAGAAAAAAUUAGAUUCAUACUGCACUUGGCAUGUAAAUUCUUGCCCCUAUUAUUGAUGCUGUUCUUGGAUUGUGUCCUUAAUGGUUUCUCUGU